Rhinichthys klamathensis goyatoka is the source of this 519-nucleotide messenger RNA. RefSeq lists its product as uncharacterized. Lineage: Eukaryota; Metazoa; Chordata; Actinopteri; Cypriniformes; Leuciscidae. The record is from RefSeq and is a predicted model, not a curated record. The coding region runs from base 100 to 504 and encodes 134 amino acids. The transcript is spliced from 2 exons.
GUCGUUGAUCACCAAUUCAAAGAAUUUUGCAAUGGUCAUUGCAUUAUAAAGGGGGCUAGGAUCAGAAAACAAGCACUCCACACCUGAUACAAGCAAGAUAUGGCGGUCUUUAAUGGUCUUCGGCUGGUGUCUCUGGCUGUGCUGAUGCUGGCGUCUCAGCUGGACUCUGCCAGCGCUGCUGUUCGGCUUUUCGGCUUACAUGCCAAAGACCUCACCGGUGACGCUCUUCUAAACAGACCCGAUCCAUACGUCAAGGUCUGGUGUGGCUCUACUUUUGGGGGGCAGACAGAAUAUAUCAAGGAUAACAGAAAUCCUACAUGGUCUGCAGAGUUCAACUUCCCAAACUGCGAAUUUGGUGAAAACCUGAAGAUGGAGGUGUGGGACGAAGACAUGAAUUUUGAUGAUCCCUUGGGCACGUGUGGCAGAGAGGUGCAAUAUGGGUCUUUCACCAUUACUUGUUAUCUGAAAAAAGGGACUAUGUUUUACAGUUAUGAUGCGAAAUAAACCUGUUCUAAAUCA